UCUUCGUGGUAAUGAAACGUAGAAAUUUAUGGAUUGUAUUUUGAAAUGAGAUUUGACAUUUUGUUCUGAUCGUUUCUCUUAAGGUGCUGUCAAACCAGGAAAACCUUCUCGUCCAGCACGUUAUGUGCGCGCCAUGGCUCUGUACCCGCUGUCAUACCGAACUAAAGGAAGAGACAUUGGUGUGUUCUCCAAUCCAUCUGGAAGACUUAGCAAUGUUAGACAGGCCACUGGUCCAGACAGACGACCGAACACUGCAACGCAGUUCUUUGGAAAACCAAACAGCUACAUAGAGUUCCCUAACAACGGAAAGCUAGACACGAAGCGAUCUAUCACCCUUUUGGCUUGGAUCUACAAUCAGGGAAGCGCUGGUCCUAUUUUUAACUACAUGCCGAACGGCUGGGGUGUACACUUCUGGAUGACGUCCCCUAUUACGCUCUUCGUUCGUUUCACGCGUCGACGAAGACGGCGCUUCACUCCUCACCUUCAGUACCGUGGCGUUAAGCGCAGACGGUGGCAAUAUGUUGGCGCCACGUACAACGGAAGGACAGGUGUGGCCAAAUUGUAUUUGAACAGCAGAAUGGUUGCAAGAAAACGCAUUGGAAGGUUCAGGUUGGCAACGAAUUAUCCGGUUAGAAUGGGAGCAAGGGUUGGUGACAGCCGCUUCUUCCGGGGAAAGAUUUCUUGUAUGCAGGUAUACGGUAUGGCUUUGAAUUCUAGGCAGAUUGCAGCUCGAAAGAGGAGGUGUUUCCUGAAAGGUCCAGUCACACCUGGUCGACCAGUCGUUCCAGGCGGAGUACCAUUCCGUCCAGGAAAACCGAUGUGCAAAGCUAAGGUGGAUAUCGGCUUCCUCGUGGACGCUUCUGGCAGCAUCGAGAUGUACGGUCGAGGGAACUACCAGCGCGUCAAAGACUUCGUCAAGGAAGUGGCGGGAAGCUUCCUUAUCUCCAGGCGCGGAACACACGUCGGUGUGGUUGUAUUCGCCAGCAGACCAGAGCCGGUUUUCCAGUUCAACACCUACUACACGCGGCGUGAAGUCAUGAACGCUGUUCAAAAGAUCCCCUACAUCAACGGUGGAACCCGAAUCGGCUUAGCAAUCCGAAGGGCUACGCGGUACUUAUUCAAAUCUCGUCACCACCCCGGACGAAAGAAGGUUUUAGUUGUCUUGACCGAUGGUAUUUCGUACGAUGACGUCAUAGUCCCCGCCAGGAGGCUUCGUCGCACGGGUGUUUCCAUAUAUGCUCUCGGAAUGGGUCUUAAAUACAGUCGACGACAGCUGGGCAAGAUUGCGGGAACUCCCAGACAUGUUUUCACCUCUAAGUUUGCGACUCUACGAACUGCCGCUCGUAAAAUCGUAAGCCGGAUAUGCUCAGAACCAGGAGCCAAACCUGUUAAACCAGUUGGCCCUCGACCUGUGCGACCACGCCAACCAGUGCGUGCCGUGGCAAUUUAUCCCCUGAAUGGAGGAAUGCAAGGUCGCGACAUCAGCUUGAGUAGGAAUCCAGCGGCUAUCUUAGGCAAAGUCAGGACCGCGCCAGGACCUGACAGAACACGUGAUGGCUCGUACCAGUUCCUGGGUAAAUCCAGCAGUUAUAUCCAAUUUCCAAACCACGGAAAGCUGGACACAAGACGGUCCAUCACUCUUAUGGCGUGGAUCUUUCACCAGGGUCGCGCAGGACCCAUCUUCAACUACAUGCCAAACGGCUGGGGCGUGCACUUCUGGAUGAUUUCACCGAGGACGCUGUUUGUACGGUUUACGCGUCGAAGGAGACGCCGCUUCACCAAGGCGGUGAUGAGCAGGAGUGUCACGCCUAAUCGAUGGCAGCUUGUUGCUGCGACGUACGACGGAAGGUCGGGACAAGCCAAGCUGUUUGUGCAAAAUCGGUUUGUGACGCAAACGUUCAUUGGAAGAAUACGAUUGGCUACAAACUAUCCAGUCAGAAUGGGAGCGCGUCUUGGUGAUAAUCGUUUCUUCCUUGGGCGCAUCUCCUGUAUGCAGAUUUAUCCAAUGGCACUAACGAGAAGACAGAUACUUGCACGCAAAACCAGAUGUUUCAGGAAAGUUGUUCGACCUCGUCCCAGACCUCGACCAAAACCUAGGCCGAAGCCACCGAUUCCAGGCCUGCCUGGUGGUCGAGUUUGUCGCGCCAGAAUUGACGUUGUAUUCGUCGUCGAUGGCUCGGGCAGCAUCGAAGCUUCUGGUAGAGGUAACUUCAGGCGAUGUCUCCGCUUCGUCAAGAACAUGGUUCGUUCGUUCACAAUAUCAAGAAGUUACGUACGGGUUGGUAUCGUGUUGUAUUCAUCUCGUACACGACUGAUACUCACCUUCAAUCAAAACCGUGGAGUUAACAGCAUACUCCGAACCAUUGACAGAAUACAAUACCCUAGGCGUGGCACUAGAACAGGCGCAGCCAUUUCCUUUGCCCUCUCCCGCCUGUUCUCUGCCUCCAGGAGAGGGAGGUCGAAGGUCCUGAUUGUCAUGACUGAUGGCCGGUCACAGGAUAAUGUAAGGGGUCCUUCCAGCAUACUGCGCAGGCGCGGUGUAAGGAUAUUCUGUCUUGGUAUUGGUAAACGCUACAAUAUGCAACAGUUGUUACAGAUGGCUGGUAGUCGUCGAAACGUCUUCACGGCUGACUUCCGUAACCUUGGCUCUGUGGUACGAGCUAUUAAGCAGAAGGCUUGUAAAGGUAAGAGAUGUAAGGAAGAUGUCUUAUAUGAUCCUCCUCGUCCGCCGUCUCCUCCGAUGCUACUGGGCUUGCCUGCCAAACCGACUAGGCCAAAGAGACCAGGAAAACCUGCAGCCGUUGGCCGCGCAGGCGCAGUUUACCCGCUCAGUUCCUCCACACGAGGUAAAGACGUCAGCACCAACGGCAACCCACCAGGAAGACGCAGCUACGUCAGAAACACGCGUGGCCCCGAUGGCGUGCCAGGGACGGCAACGUUUUUUUACGGCCGUGCUAACAGUUACAUUCAGUUCCCGAACCGCGGUAGACUAGACACGAGGCGAUCCAUCACCCUCUUGGCGUGGAUCAAACACCUGGGACGCGCGGGACCCAUCUUCAACUACAUGCCGAAUGGCUGGGGCGUGCACCUCUGGAUGGUCACACCAAGAACGCUGUUUGUACGCUUCACACGUCGAAGAGGACGGCGUUUCACACCCGCGGUGACUAGUCGCACAGUUCGGUAUCGAACUUGGGAGUACGUCGGUGCUGAGUACGAUUAUCGAACUGGAAUCGCUCGGCUGUUUGUUAGAAAUAGAUUUGUUGCUUCGCGACGUAUUGGACGCAUAAGACUGGCCACUAAUUACCCAGUUAGAAUGGGCGCCAGGAUUACAGACAGGAGGUACUUCCGUGGUAGCAUUUCCUGUAUGCAGGUAUACAAGAAGGCUUUGUCUGCCAGACAGAUCCUUGCUAGGCGAACGAGGUGCUUUAAGAGAGUUCCACGACUGCAUCCUCCACGACCCAGACCGCCUCGACCAAGACCCAGACCUAGGCCCUACCCUGGUGGAAAAGUUUGCCGAGCCAGAAUCGAUCUUGCUUUCCUAAUCGACGCCUCCGGAAGUGUUGGGCCUGCAAACUUCCGCCGCUGCUUAGCUUUUGUCAAAAACAUGGCGCGUGUGUUCACCAUCUCCAGAAGCUUCACCCGAUUCGCAAUCGUUCUUUACUCGUCGCGACCUUCCUUGAUGUUCGGGUUUAACCGUUACACCAAUCGACGGUCACUGCUACGAGCGAUUGGUCGCAUACGGUACACAGGUGGAGGUACCAAAACGGGCUUCGCGCUUACGUACACUUAUCAGAGGGUCCUUCGCUUUAGCAGGCGAAGAGGCAAGGUCUUGAUUGUCAUGACCGAUGGUCGAUCUUAUGAUAAUGUGUUACGUCCUGCUGUAAGGAUUCGGGGCAGAGGUAUACGAAUACUAUCCUUCGGAGUUGGUAAACGGUUCAGUAUGGGACAACUACUGCAGAUGUCAGCCAACAGGCGAAAUGUGUUUACUGCUGAUUUCAAGAACUUGAGGUCUGCGGUCAGAAGUCUGAAAAGGAGGGCCUGUGCAGCGGCAAAACCUCGACCUCCUCGACCCGUCCAACCACCAAAACCAGUGGCUAUAAGACGAGCCGUCGCUGUUUAUCCGCUGAACCGUUACACCAAAGGAAGAGACAUCAGCUUCUCAAGGAAUCCCCGCGGAACACUCGGCCGAGUCAGAUACGCCCCUGGUCCUGAUAAUUCACCGGGUGGCGCAAUAGAAUUCUACGGUCGCAAAUACAGCUACGUUGAAUUCCCUAACCGAGGUAAAAUCGACACGAAACGUUCCAUAACUCUUCUGGCAUGGAUCUAUCACACUGGUCAAGCUGGACCCAUCUUUAACUACAUGCCGAACGGCUGGGGCGUGCACUUCUGGAUGGUUUCUCCUAGAAACCUGUUUGCACGGUUCACGCGUCGAACAGGGAGGCGUUUCAGUCGUGCUGUCUACAGUCCAAGCGUGCUACCGCGAAAAUGGCAGUUGGUGGGAACAACGUACAGCUACAAAACCGGUAUAGCCCGUUUGUUCGUGAACUCGAGGUUUGUGGCGUCUAAGCGUGUUGGACGAUUCAGGCUGGCGACCAACUACCCGGUCAGAAUGGGAGCUCGUGUUGGAGACAGACGAUACUUUAAAGGACGAAUCUCUUGUAUGCAGGUCUACGGUCAAGCGUUGAACAGGAACCAGAUUCUGGUUCGGCAGAGGAGAUGUUUCAAACCAGGUAAUAAUCCCUGGGUCCACAAAAUUCACGUUUAUAUUUGUUAUACGGCUGUUGUCUUAUUAUACUUGUCCCAUCCAGAACCAGGAGCCAAACCUGUUAAACCAGUUGGCCCUCGACCUGUGCGACCACGCCAACCAGUGCGUGCCGUGGCAAUUUAUCCCCUGAAUGGAGGAAUGCAAGGUCGCGACAUCAGCUUGAGUAGGAAUCCAGCGGCUAUCUUAGGCAAAGUCAGGACCGCGCCAGGACCUGACAGAACACGUGAUGGCUCGUACCAGUUCCUGGGUAAAUCCAGCAGUUAUAUCCAAUUUCCAAACCACGGAAAGCUGGACACAAGACGGUCCAUCACUCUUAUGGCGUGGAUCUUUCACCAGGGUCGCGCAGGACCCAUCUUCAACUACAUGCCAAACGGCUGGGGCGUGCACUUCUGGAUGAUUUCACCGAGGACGCUGUUUGUACGGUUUACGCGUCGAAGGAGACGCCGCUUCACCAAGGCGGUGAUGAGCAGGAGUGUCACGCCUAAUCGAUGGCAGCUUGUUGCUGCGACGUACGACGGAAGGUCGGGACAAGCCAAGCUGUUUGUGCAAAAUCGGUUUGUGACGCAAACGUUCAUUGGAAGAAUACGAUUGGCUACAAACUAUCCAGUCAGAAUGGGAGCGCGUCUUGGUGAUAAUCGUUUCUUCCUUGGGCGCAUCUCCUGUAUGCAGAUUUAUCCAAUGGCACUAACGAGAAGACAGAUACUUGCACGCAAAACCAGAUGUUUCAGGAAAGUUGUUCGACCUCGUCCCAGACCUCGACCAAAACCUAGGCCGAAGCCACCGAUUCCAGGCCUGCCUGGUGGUCGAGUUUGUCGCGCCAGAAUUGACGUUGUAUUCGUCGUCGAUGGCUCGGGCAGCAUCGAAGCUUCUGGUAGAGGUAACUUCAGGCGAUGUCUCCGCUUCGUCAAGAACAUGGUUCGUUCGUUCACAAUAUCAAGAAGUUACGUACGGGUUGGUAUCGUGUUGUAUUCAUCUCGUACACGACUGAUACUCACCUUCAAUCAAAACCGUGGAGUUAACAGCAUACUCCGAACCAUUGACAGAAUACAAUACCCUAGGCGUGGCACUAGAACAGGCGCAGCCAUUUCCUUUGCCCUCUCCCGCCUGUUCUCUGCCUCCAGGAGAGGGAGGUCGAAGGUCCUGAUUGUCAUGACUGAUGGCCGGUCACAGGAUAAUGUAAGGGGUCCUUCCAGCAUACUGCGCAGGCGCGGUGUAAGGAUAUUCUGUCUUGGUAUUGGUAAACGCUACAAUAUGCAACAGUUGUUACAGAUGGCUGGUAGUCGUCGAAACGUCUUCACGGCUGACUUCCGUAACCUUGGCUCUGUGGUACGAGCUAUUAAGCAGAAGGCUUGUAAAGGUAAGAGAUGUAAGGAAGAUGUCUUGUUUUAUAAUUAGUUUUUAAAAGCAUAAGACAUAAGUAGCAUCACGUUGUAUUAAACGGAAAUCUGAAAGUGCUCGUGCAAAAAUGAAGAAUUCCUUUAGCAAAGAAUCCACAACAAUACAGUAGGUAGCUUGCACUGCAGGCUAUGCUCAAGCCCGAACGAUUUGCAGAAGCAUAAGCGUAAGAAAACUCUUGUGUGAAGGUACGUAAGAUAAGCAAAAGAAAAGACGCUUUUUUGCCUUUUCAUGUGCUGUGUACAUUUCACUAAUGUAAACCGGCUUGAGAUAAGCACAAGCAGAAAUAAUAAUGAUGAUGAUGAUGAUGAUGAUGAUGAUGAUGAUAGAUGUGAUCCAAU
This is a messenger RNA of Orbicella faveolata, 6501 nucleotides long. RefSeq lists its product as uncharacterized. The record is from RefSeq and is a predicted model, not a curated record. Lineage: Eukaryota; Metazoa; Cnidaria; Anthozoa; Scleractinia; Merulinidae.